Trichoplax adhaerens is the source of this 1764-nucleotide messenger RNA. RefSeq lists its product as uncharacterized. The transcript has 5 exons. Bases 1 to 1764 code for a protein of 587 amino acids. The record is from RefSeq and is a predicted model, not a curated record. NCBI's taxonomy places the organism in Eukaryota, Metazoa, Placozoa, Uniplacotomia, Trichoplacea, Trichoplacidae.
AUGCCAAGUCCACAGAAGAUUACUACUGAAGAUCUAGUACGAGCAGAAAAUGGUAGUUACCUCUUUAAUAAUCGAUCCUACUCAACAGCAUCAGAGACAUUAAAUGCUUAUAUCGAAAAAUAUACUGGAUAUACUAUCAGUGAUGCUUCUGCAGAUUACCAUCGCUUAACAUCGGUUUUAUUAGCAUCGACGCCAGUAAGGCAAAAACCAACCGUCGAAAAAAAAUAUAAAAACACAGAAAUAAAUCCCAAAAUACCAAGAGAUCAUAAUUCUAUCAAUGGAUCAGCAAUAGUUCAGGCGAAACUGAAAUUUCAACAGCUUUCUCAAGUUAAUCAAGAUACAGAAUUUCUACCCACCAAUGUGAGAAGAGGGUUAAAUUACCAGCAGAAUCUGAAAGCAGAUGCAAUCGUAGAUAAUUUGCUUUAUCGUAACGAUUUCAAUUCGGAGGGUGUCAAUCAAUCUUCAAAUUUAACCAUUAAUCAAUCUAAGCCUCAUUUGAAGAAUCAACCUGUCGGUACUCAUUUUAAUAAAGUUAAGUUUGAAGCACCUAUGAAUGAUUAUUACCGUAAUAAAUCAAACAAAAAGAACUGGACAGAAAAAGACUGGAUAAAGUAUUGGUCAUCUCAAGCUCAAUCAAAUCAUAUGGAUGUUAAUCAAAGUAUGCCAUCAUUGUCGUCAUUACCAUCCCCUGAAAAUACAGAUGUAGAUAAUGAUGAUAUUACUAGCAAUGCAACAUCCGACGUUGAUGUUGGCCAACUGAUUGAUAUGUAUCGUGAUAGCUUAAGAAAGAAUAAAAUAAAGAAUGAUGAAAAUAAAAGAUUUAUAAGACAAAUGAGAUUUCGCUAUGGAUCACCAGAGCUUAAAUCAAAUCCUUCUCGUCUAGUAUACGAGAGUAAUUCGCGUGCAAUGCGAAAUAAUCAGUUUCAAAACCAGCCACCACAAUACAUAGACAUCAGUAAAUCGUUGUCCAACAACCAAGAUGAAAAGAUCCCUAAACUAAACGACCAAUACCAUAACGGCAAGGAGAAUGUUAAAAUCAUGGAAAAAGAACGUUAUCAUGAUCUGGAAUCGGUGAAAACUGAUGAAUUGCUAUUAUACUCUCCAAAUGGAAUUCCAAGUGAAAGAGAAAAGGCAAAUAUGCGAGCCAAAUAUAAUUAUCAUCAUCUAUAUGAUAAAAUAGCAAAGCUAAAGAAAAUUGCUGAACCUACAAUAAAUGAUGAUAUUGAAAGCACUGUUACAGAUCAACUGCUGCGCAAAUCCCCGAUGCCUUACAUCUCAGUUAGCCCAACACCCUCCGAUUUUACCUUAGAAGGUCAUGAUCGUACAGCAAUAUCGAAUCAUUCAAAUCAGCAUUAUCGCACCGUUAGGCCUCGAAGUCCUAUUCGAUCUCCUAGACAUAUUACUGAUACUCAAGCAAAAGGGUACUAUAACGAAAAGCGAACGCCGCGAAUUAAAAAUAACAAUGAUAAGAAAUCGAAUGGUACGGGUCAUUUCGAUCAAUCUCUCGAAUUCAAGAAGCACAAACAAGAUUUAACGAAUGAGCCAAGACCUAUCGAAACACUUAAACAAAUGAUUUUCAAUGUUCAAGCUGCUGCGAGUGAAAGUGACGAUGUUUCAGACUGUGGAGCAUUAAUAUUUAGCAAAGGCGAUGUACACGAAGCACAUAAUGAUCGUGGUAAAAUGGCGAUAAAUGAUCCUUUACAAAGAGCAAUUCAUCAUUUGGCUCGUUUGAAGGCAUUUGUACAUAAUGAAAAUAGCAAUUGA